Molecule: messenger RNA, 17178 nt
Organism: Camponotus floridanus (Florida carpenter ant)
Lineage: Eukaryota; Metazoa; Arthropoda; Insecta; Hymenoptera; Formicidae
Gene: ft
Product: cadherin-related tumor suppressor
Exons: 23
Coding region: 700-16083 (5127 amino acids)
Biological process (GO): homophilic cell-cell adhesion
Cellular component (GO): plasma membrane
Molecular function (GO): calcium ion binding
Source: RefSeq, a predicted model, not a curated record
UAUACAAGAAGAGGAGAACUUGAAGAGGAGAAUAAAGCUUUAAAUAGGAGAAUCCGUUCCUUGGAUGAAGAAAGAAGAACGUUCUUUCGAUUUAUCGAUCAUGGGUCGCUAAUGAAAAAAGUGUCCCAAACAUCUCGUUUUCGCGAUCGCGAGUCGUUCGCGAGCAUCCGUAGACGCGCAUUUCGCGAGGCGCGGCUCUCGGCAGGUCACUGCCCCCUCUGCCGGGUGAAGUCUUCUCUCGUAUACACUUGACUUUCAGCGGCGAAGAAAAGAUAGAAGAAGAGAGAAGAGAAGGAAGAAACGAGAUAAGGAAAGACACAGAAAACGAGAGAGAAAUAGGUACAAAGAAGAGGAGAACGAAAGACGGAAAAGAAAGCACCCACCAUCUUUUGGUAUGCAAGCUUAAAUCGGAACCUCUCGAAGGUGGGGAAAAAAUGCGACGCAACGCCGGACAGAGGACGGCAAUUUGCAUCAUCGCGCGCGAUUAAUCUCCAUUCUUGGAGGAUGUUGCGCUACGUGCAAUGAUGUGCCGAUACGUAGACGUGGAGGAUGACGACGAGAUUAUCGCCGGCCACGAUCAUGAGGAGGAAGAACGACAGAUAGUGCGUAAUCGGAGCGCGCGAUUUUAUGCCGACGACGAGUCACCGUGAGCCGGAAUUUGGCUAAGGCAGGUGGGCGUGUCGCGGUGAGAUAGAAGAGAUGAUCAUAAGGGGAUUGAUGCUCCUGGCCCUUCUUCUGGGAUUCCUAUCCUACCAAUAUGGCGGCCAGGUCGUCGGCCAGGACGCGACGGCGGCAACGGCGACGGCGAUGGCGGCGGCGGCGGCGUCCGACAACUACUUUACCUUGCAUAACCUACCUCAAAGGGUCACGCGGUUAGUGCCACGAAGGUCACCGAUGUUGCCGCAGGACAGCGCCGCAACGAUGGGCCUGGCGAUGCAGAGCAGAGCGGUCGACACGCGGGUCCAGCUCGAGGUCAGGGAAGGCGAGCCCAAAGGUACCCUGGUUGGCACGAUACCGGUCAAGCCUGAUUUUACCUAUAGGUUCAAUGAGCCGCCUCAAGAAUUUGUACUUGAUCCGGAAACAGGCCAGAUACGGACAGCCAAAGUCCUCGACCGCGAAGCUCUGAGCAGCAAUCGGUUUGAUUUUGUCGUACUAUCGAGCCAGCCAACUUAUCCGAUCGAAGUGCGGAUCUUGGUGCUUGAUAUUAACGACAACGAUCCGGAAUUUCCGGAACCUAGCAUUGCCGUGAGCUUUUCAGAAUCGGCUGUAGCUGGUACGAAACUGUUGCUGGAUGCCGCGACAGAUCGGGAUACGCCGGAGAACGGUGUGCUAGAUGAUUAUUUUAUCGUGGACGGUAAUACAGAUGGCAAAUUUCGUCUGGAAGUUACGGGCAAUACUGGUGAGACAUCGUACUUAUACCUUGAAACUACAGGCAAGUUGGAUCGCGAGCAGGUAGAAUUCUAUUCGCUUAACAUUUGCGUACGCGAUCGCGGUCGACCUCCACGUUUAGGUUAUUUGCUAGUGAAUGUGACAGUGUUGGACGUGAAUGACAAUCCGCCCGUAUUCCAACAAAGCGAUUAUGUGGUAUCGUUAAAUGAAAGCGCUCCAGUUGGCACGAAGGUCCUGACGGUGCAUGCUACUGACAAAGAUUCGGAAGAUAAUUCGAAAUUGACGUAUUAUCUACCAGACGACGAACGAAAGUUUACAAUCGAUCCAGAAAUUGGAACGAUCACGACGGCCGAGCUGUUGAGCUGUGAUCCUCCAAAGGACUGCAAAGGUACUUGUAUCAAGACCUGCGUCAUUACGGUCUUCGCUCGUGAUAAUGGUUCGCCCAGGCAAGAUGGUCGGACUUACGUUACGCUGAAUCUAUUAGAUACGAAUGAUCAUGAUCCUGUGAUUAACUUCAACUACUUUCCCGGGACCGCAUCUUUUGCCACCGUCGACGAAAACGCCAACGAGGACACGAUUGUUGCCGCGAUGACAAUAACCGACGAUGACCAAGGCUUGAACGGCGAAACCAGCGUAGAGAUACGCGCGGGUAACGAAUUAGGUCAUUUUCGAUUGGAGGAUAGACAUACUGUCACGCGGGUCACUCUCGUGAAAAUCAACGGUCGACUAGACCGUGAGGAGGUACCUACGUAUAAUCUUACGAUAGUCGCUUCUGACAAGGGAAUUCCGUCCAGAUCGGUUACGGUCUAUCUUGGGAUUCAUGUGAACGAUGUUAACGAUCACGAACCGGUAUUUCAACAGAGUGAAUAUUCGGCAGUACUAUCAGAACUCGCGCCGAAUGGUAGUUUCGUCGCAAGCAUCUCGGCAACGGACGCGGAUUCCGGAUUAAACGCGCAGGUUUAUUAUAAUUUAGAAUCGGGUAACAAUCUAGGCUGGUUUGCUAUCGACAAAAAUACCGGCCUGGUUACCACUGUUGCCACACUGGACCGUGAAGUUCAAGGUAGUAUCGAGUUACUUGUGUAUGCGCAGGACGGUGGUCCAAACACUAAGUAUGCGAACACGCAUCUCAAGGUGACAAUUCUUGAUGAGAAUGACGAAGCGCCACACUUUUCCAAAAACGUCGUUCAAAUUACAUUAUCGGAAAAUACGCCACCCAACAGUCUAAUAGCUACCCUGGCAGCCAUCGAUAACGAUCAAGGUACCAACGGUAGUGUCGUGUAUAGCUUUCAUUCUUGUGUCUCGCGCGAUUACCCCAAGACUUUCGCGUUGGACGCCCUGACCGGUCAGUUGACAACCAAGAUUGCCUUAGAUCGAGAGACAGUAGCAGAGUAUAGAAUUCUGAUUAUAGCGAAAGAUCAGGGUACGCCAGUGCAAUCGUCAACCGCUACUGUGAUACUAACGUUGGAAGAUGUUAACGAUAAUUCACCAGUCUUCUAUCCUUGGAAGUAUCUAAUGCCUAUCUCUGAAGAUUCUCCAGCAGGUACGAUAAUAGGUAAAGUGACAGCGACUGAUGCCGAUGCCCGGGAAAACGCUCAAAUAAAAUAUAUCCUGGAAUCUGGCGGCGAAGGUCUCUUCGUAAUCGAUGAAAGAACCGGCGAAAUUGCUCUUCAGGGUUCUUUGCGAGCCGCGCAUAAGACUCUCUACGAGCUGACCAUCUCGGCCAAAGAUACUGGCGACCGGUUUGCAGACAGGAACGCGAUAGUGGAAAUAAUUCGCGAUGAGGAUCUAGAACACCUCGAGUUCGAAACUUACAACGGCUAUGAAUUCCGCAUAACCGAGGACCAUGGCGAUUGCGACUCCAUAUCCGGAUUCGGUCGAGAAGUCGGCUCGGUACAAGUCACGCAAUAUAGUAAUACAGGCAAGGUGAAUUAUGAUAUUGUUUUCGGCGAUUCUAAGGGCAAUUUCAAAAUUGACAAGAGCACCGGCAUUAUUAGCACCGCUGGCUGCCUGGAUCGCGAGCGAGUGGCUUAUUACAGUUUACAAUUGUCGGCGCGCGCCGAUCUCGCGUAUGGUCAAACAACCGUUAACAUUACCGUACAAGAUGUUAACGACAAUCCUCCCAGAUUUCCUAGGAGCGAGCGGGGCGACGAAAUUUUCCUGCGAGAGAACGCGGCAGUAGGACAAGAAAUAUGUUUAGCCCGUGCGAGAGAUCGUGAUGCUGGCGCCAAUGCCAGAAUUAUUUAUUCGCUUACUCAUAAUCCAGGUGAGCAGUUUAGAAUUGCCGAAAAUUCGGGCAUCAUCUACCUAAAUAAGCCAAUCCAAGCGACACCCGGUACGAUCCUCUAUUUAGAAGUGACGGCGACUGACUCUGGUGAACCAUCGCUAUCCUCUCAGCAUCAAAUCAAAGUAACAAUCGAAGAUGUAAACGAUCACACGCCAGUUUUCCGGCUGACCAGCUACGAGAUCUCGCUGUCAGAGUCCACACCGGUCAACAAACGUUUUUUCUCGCUGAUAGCUCACGAUGCGGAUCUUGGUGUCAACGGUAAAAUACGAUACAGCGUGACCGAUGGUAACGUCGAGAGUAGCUUUGGCAUCUUCCCGGACGGCCAGCUUUACGUGAAGAAUAUGCUCGAUCGCGAGGAACGAGAUUAUUACGCACUCGAAGUUACCGCGUUCGAUCAAGGUAAUCCUUCGCGAAGUUCCAUGGUCCCGGUAGUGAUGCAUAUAAUCGACGAGAACGAUAACGCGCCUGAAUUCACCAACAGUAGUUUUAGCUUCCAUCUGCGUGAAAAUGAACCACCCGAUACUUUCGUCGGCAAGUUGUCGGCCACUGAUCGUGACGUCGGUCGGAACGCUGAUCUAAUAUUCUCGUUACCAGCUAGUCAGCAAGAUUUUGUCAUCGAUCCGAGGAACGGUUUCGUCAAGUCUCUACGCGUCUUCGAUCGCGAACUCCUAGUGACCAACACUGGCGACAGCUAUGUUACCUUAGAAGCCACUGUCACCGAUAAUGGUGUCAAUCGUCUUCGUGAUCGCGUCAAGGUCACCAUCUAUAUCACCGACGUAAACGACAAUGUGCCGCAAUUCCAACGUUUGCCUUAUCGAGUGCAAGUGAGCGAAGGCGCCGUGAUCGGCACGCAGCUGUUGAGAGUAUAUACAACCGAUGCCGAUAAGGGCUUGAAUGGUGACGUGUUUUAUUCAUUGGAGGAUGGCAAUCAGCACGGUCAUUUUAUAAUAGACGAGGCCACUGGGCAGAUUUCGCUUGUGAAAGAGCUCGAUCGCGAGACGUCUGACACCUAUGUAUUGACGGUCGUGGCGCACGAUGCCGGUCUCGAGACACGUUUGUCAUCCAGUGCGACCGUUUAUAUCGAGGUACUCGACGAGAACGACAACGUGCCGCGUUUUAUCGACAACAAAUCGCGAAUUUCCGUGCUGGAGACCAUAUCGAUUAACACCGAAUUGCUGCGGUUCAAGGCCACUGACAAUGAUCUCGGACCUAACAGCGAGCUGACGUUUGCAAUAUCGGCCGGAAACAGGAGGGAUACCUUCCAUAUUGAUCCAUUGACUGGUAUCCUGUACUUGCGGAAAUCACUGGAUUAUGAAGAACUGAAUUAUUAUACGUUGAACGUCACCUGUAGUGACGGUGGUCACCCGAGGCUUAGCUCUAUUACCAGCCUGAUCGUCGAAGUGAUCGAUGCCAAUGACAAUCCACCGGUCUUCCCGAAUACGGCAAUAGUGCGUCAAAUACGUGAGGGUAUCCCCGUGAGAACACCAAUCGUCACGAUCACCGCCGAGGACCCGGAUUCGGGAGACAACGGGAUAGUCAGUUAUUCGAUCCUUAACCAGGAUCCGGAAGAUCAGGUGCGGCAUUUCGGUAUCAAUUCGUCGAACGGCAUAAUUCACACGCUGCUGCCGAUUGAUCGCGAGGAAGUAGACACCUUCAAACUGAUAGUGGUUGCGACCGAUAGAGCGCAGCCACCAAGCGCGCGCCUAUCCGCCGAGAAGCUAGUGAUUGUGAUCGUUGAAGACGUGAAUGACAACGCGCCGUUAUUCGUCAGCAUGUCCGCAGUGGUGCUACCGCCGCUGCGCGCCGGCAAUCUCGACUAUUAUCAGUCAUCCAAGGAGAUCGUGGUCACGCAGCUGGUCGCCCGCGAUCUUGACUCCAACACGAACGGCCUGGUGACGUACGAAUUGCUCCGUUCGAACGUCAACUAUUUGGACAUGUUUCGUAUCCACCGUAGCACCGGUCAACUUACCAUGAGAUUCCCGCGAUCAUUUCCAAAGGGUCUCUCCGAGCGGGUAUCCAAAUAUCAGGUCGGUGUCCGAGCGACGGACGAAGCGGUCCAGACGGAACGUCGUUCGUCGGAAACUUAUGUGACCUUGAUCGUGCCGGGCGAGGACGGCGAUCAACCGAUCUGGGAACAUCGGGGUCAGAUCGAGGGCAGCGUUUAUGAGAACGAACCGGUCGGUACCAGCAUCCUGUGUGUGAGCGCGCGUAGUCGACGUUCGAACAUCGAGCUCGAGUAUUACGUGACGAACGUGACCGCCGGCGGCGGGCUCGUCGACGGGCUCCAGGUCGAUCGGUUCUUCGACAUCGACACGAAGACAGGCGUGCUAUCCACAGCGACCAAGCUCGAUCGCGAAACCGGCGUCCAGUGGUACGAGGUUGAACUGUAUGCCAUCGGCAUAGGCGGCACCAGGCCCAGUACGACGUCCACCAAAGUACGCGUGACGGUGCUGGAUAAGAACGAUGUGGCUCCUACGUGGGGUUCGGGCCCAUGGAAAUUUAAGAUAUCCGAGGAGGCGCUGCCCAACACCGUUGUCACGGUACUCAAGGCCCGUGAUCCGGACACCAUCGGUACCCUGACUUACACCCUGGUGCCGAAUCAUCGUCGUCAUCGUCAUCAUCAUCCCGACAAUUACACCGAGCCAUUCGCCAAAAAUAAUAACAACAACAACGACGUCGCCAACGAUGCCGACGACUUCGACGACGGGAUGCAACAAUUCCAGCUGCAUCCAACCACCGGUCAAUUAACGCUCGCAGAGGCCCUCGACAGGGAAACGAAAGAGAAAUAUGUGCUAAGAGUGCGCGCCGACGAUGGCCUGCAACACCGGGAUAUCGUGCUCAACAUACAGGUUACCGACACCAAUGACAACGCGCCGACCUUCCAAAGCACGGCUUAUUCCUUCGACAUCCCGGAGAACGUCCCGAGGGGCAGCCGCGUGGGCCAGGUCGUCGCGACGGACGCGGAUGCCGAAGGACCCAACAGUCAACUGAGCUACGUGCUCAUUUCCGACUGGGCCAACGACGUGUUCUCGCUGAACCCGAGCACCGGCGUGUUUACGCUCACCGCGAGCCUUGACUAUGAACAGGUGCAACACUACAUCCUCGUCGUUCAAGCGACAGACGGCGGUGUGCCGGUGCUGUCAUCCACCGUGACAGUGUAUUGCAACGUGGUCGACCUGAACGACAACGCGCCCAUCGUCGAGACCGGGCCGCACGCGGCCGACAUCGUGGAAAACGCGACCAUCGGAACGCCCGUGCUCACGGUGACUGCCCAGGAUCUGGAUUCCGGUGACAAUGGCAGGAUCUUGUACGCCAUCACUGGCGGCGACGAGGACGGGAACUUUGGGGUGGCACCGAACGGCACCCUCUUCACGCGCCGACUCCUCGACCGCGAACGUAAGCCACUCUACAACCUGGCUCUGAGCGUCACUGACAGCCCGCUACCGCCAGCGAGGCCAUUGUCUUCUACGGUGCAGGUGACAGUGGUAUUACUGGAUGUGAACGACAUGUCGCCGGAGUUCAUAUCACCCACGAGGAUAUCGAUAAUUGAGAACGCGCCGAGCAACACGGUAGUGAUGGCGAUAAAGGCCAUCGAUCGGGACGAGGGUCGGAACGGUUAUGUCGAAUACAUGCUCGAAGACAACGACUUACCAUUCACUCUGGGCCUGGUGGACGGAUUGUUGCGCGUCUCUGGACCGUUGGAUCGCGAGCAAAAGUCCAACUACACCCUGGCAGUCAUCGCCAGAGAUCGGGGCGAACCGUCGAGAUCGUCGUCGACCAAUGUCACUGUUAUGGUGCUCGACGAAAAUGACAACUCGCCAGUGUUUGACCCUAGGCAAUACUCCGCCACCGUCGCCGAGAACGCCAGCAUCGGUGCCAGUGUCCUUCAGGUGUCGGCGAUGGACCGCGAUGAGGGCGCGAACGGCAGGGUGCGAUACAGCAUCGCUAUGGGGGACGACAAUCGGGACUUUACGAUCUCGGAGGACGGUGGCGUGAUCCGAGUAGCGAAGAACCUAAACUUUGAACGCAAGCCCUGCUACUACCUGACAAUCCGCAGCGAGGAUUGCGCGGCGGAAGCAGGCGAGACUCCGCGCAGCGAUACCACCCAGGUCACCAUCACCGUCCUCGAUAUUAACGACAACGCGCCGGUCUUCCUCGACUCCCCUUAUCUGGUGCACGUUAUGGAGAACAUGGUGCCGCCGGAUGGCGGUUUCGUUAUACAGGUUAAAGCCUACGACGCAGACACACCACCGUACAACGAUCAAGUGACGUACUUCCUCAAGGAAGGCGACACGGAUCUGUUUCGCAUAAAUGCCAGCACCGGCGACAUAUCGCUCCUUCGAUCAUUGGAUAGAGAGCUGAUGCCCGAGUAUACGCUCACCUUAGUAGCCAUGGAUACCGGUUCACCGCCCCUCACGGGAUCGGGCAUUGUCAGAAUCAUCGUCCUCGACGUCAACGAUCAUAAUCCCGAGUUCAAUCGGCAGGACUACAAGGCCACCGUGAUGGAAAACAUGCCCGCAGGAACGUGGGUCACCAAGCCGCAUGCUACGGACCAGGAUGAAGGAGUCAAUGGAAAAAUAAGGUAUCGCCUACUUGGGGACAAAGCGGAGCGAUUUUUCGUAGAUCCCGAUACGGGCGAAGUAUUUACCACGGUGCCGCUGGAUCGCGAGCAGACCGCCGUGUAUCAUUUGACCCUAGUGGCCCGGGAUUCGAGCCCAACGGAGCCACGUGCCUCCACCGUCAAUCUGACCAUCCUGGUGAUGGAUGUGAACGACAACGCGCCCCGCUUCUCUAGUCCACGAUAUACGGCCUAUGUCCCGAGCCUGAUCAAACCUGGCGACUUCGUAUUCGGCGCGAAAGCGAUCGACGAUGACGAUGGCGAGAACUCGCGAAUCGUUUAUCGACUGCAAGGCAAAGACGCCGAUCGGUUUGUCAUCGACCUCGACAACGGCGUGAUACGCGCCGCCCAGGAACUCUCUGGCGUCCAGAUCACCUAUCAGCUGCAAAUUGAGGCGUCGGACUGCGGUCCCGAACCCCAGCACGUCACUGCCGACCUGAUGAUACACCUGUGGGACCGGCAUUUAUUUCCCAGUUUCCGCUCUAGCGUCAGCACGAGAUUCACGCUACCCGAAGACGUGCCCGAGGGUAGGGUGAUCACCAAGCUGAGCGCGAUCACCCCGAAGACCGGGUCGGCCAGUAAUCUAAUAUACGGCAUGGCUGGCGGUAACGUGGGGGACGCUCUGAGAAUCGAACCUCACACUGGAGAGGUCGUGGUCGCGUCUGGCUUCGAUUACGAGACGGCGCCGUACUAUGAAGCCUGGAUCGAGGUUCGCGACUCGGAUACACCCGCGCUGCAGAGCGUCCUGCAGCUUCUGGUGAAUGUCACGGAUGCCAACGAUAAUGCGCCGGUGAUGGAAGCGGCUAUCUACAACGCCACCGUGCUGGAGAACGAGUAUCCGCCGUUGUUCGUCGCCAAGGUUACCGCGACGGACCGCGAUUUCGGCGAGAACGGUCAGGUCAUGUAUCAUCUGGUCGACGAUUUUUCCGAGACUUUCAUCAUCGACGGUAACACCGGACAGAUUGAGACCAAUGCCGAGCUUGAUCGCGAAAAGAUCGCGUCCUACGAGCUGGUUGUGGAGGCCACGGAUCAGGGUCACCCGCGAUUAACCGGAACUACCACCGUGCUGGUGACUGUUUUGGACAAAAAUGACAAUCCACCGCAUUUCACGCGAUUGUUCAGCGUCAACGUGACGGAGAACGCGGAGAUCGGCACUUUUGUCAUACGCAUCACCAGCAGGGAUCCGGAUAUUGGUCAGAAUGCGAAUGUCAGUUACAGCUUCACCGAUAAUCCAGGGGAAAAGUUCUUCAUCGACGCUCUGAGUGGAAACGUGACUGUGGCUGGAUAUCUCGAUAGAGAAGAACAGGACGAAUAUCUGCUAAAGGUUGUAGCGGCAGACGGCGCGUGGCUAACGGAGACCGCUCUGACGAUCACCAUUCAAGACCAAAAUGACAAUGCGCCCGAAUUUGACGAGAACACCUAUCACUUCCACUUUCCCGAGCUCCAGCCAGAGGUGGCGCAUGUCGGCCAGGUCACGGCGAUUGAUUACGAUAAGCAGGGACCGAACUCCGUCAUAUCUUACAAUCUGCUACAACCAUCCGAUCUCUUCGCCGUCGACCCGGCGACAGGUGAUGUCUUCAGCAAGCGCACCCUGCGCUAUAAGCAUUCCAAUCGGUCGUCCUCGCCAGAGAACCUAUACUCGCUGACGGUGAUCGCGACUGACAAUGGCAAGCCUCCGAUGUCCUCGAAGACGGUGGUAUAUGUGAACGUGGUGGACGCCAACAACAAUGCGCCUCGCUUCGAGCAAAGAUCCUACCUGUCGCCGGUACCGGAGAACUAUGGAGAGGGCAAGCGUAUCACUCAGCUGAUCGCCCACGAUGACGCCGACUUUGGCGUGAACGCGGAAGUCAGUUACUCGUUGACGUCUAUGAACAGCACCGACGACUUUUUCGCCAUCGAGGAACAAACCGGCUGGGUUUACGUGUAUAAGAGUCUCAACGAUACUCCUAUCGACACGGUGUUCCUGUUGAAGGCGUACGCCACCGACAAGGGCGUGCCACCGCAGAGAGACGAGGUUCUUCUCACGCUCGUCAUCUCUGGCAAGAACCUAUACGCGCCUACCUUCGCCGCCGUCAGUCAUCAAGUGAGAGUGCCAGAGAACGAGCCGGUCAACACGACCAUUUUGACAGUGAGCGCCGUGGAUGACGACAACGGGCCCAACGGUAUAGUGCGCUACAAGAUCUCGGCAGGCAAUGAAAGGAACGAGUUCUUCGUACACUCCAUCACCGGCGCGGUCAUCAUACUCAAGCCUCUAGAUUACGAUUUAGUGCAGGAAUAUCAGCUGAACAUCACCGCCACGGAUCUGGGAUUCGAACCGAAACAGGCGGUAGCCACUUUAAUUGUCAAUGUUUCUGACAUCAACGAUAACCCUCCGACUUUCAAUCAGAGCAUAUAUGAGGCAUUUUUACCGGAGAAUUCGCCGUCCGAUAGUUUUGUUUACAAGGUGGUCGCCCAGGACAUUGACUCGCCCAAGUACGCUGUAGUGCAGUAUAAGAUUCUCGGUGGUAGCGGCAAAGAUCACUUCCACAUCCGCGAAGAAACGGGCGAGAUCACAUCGGACACUAGCUUCGAUUACGAGGAGGUGAACGAGUACAGUCUCGACAUUGUCGCGGCCAAUCCGGACUCGAAUCCGCAGAUGGUCGGUUUCACGACCGUGAUAGUACGCAUCACUGGCGUGAACGAGUUCUAUCCCAAGUUCAUUCAACCGGUAUUCCACAUGGACGUGUCGGAGAGCGCCGACGUUGGCACGUCGGUCGGUCUGGUCCAGGCGACCGAUCAGGACUCGGGCGAGGACGGCCACGUGUACUAUCUUUUCGUGGGCUCGUCGAACGAUCGUGGCUUCACCAUCGGUGCGGAAACCGGCAUCAUUCGGGUGUCGCGUCGGCUCGAUCGCGAGACGCAGAAUCGAGUAGUGCUGACGGUGAUGGCGAAGAACGGUGGCGGUAUUCGCGGCAACGACACUGAUGAGGCGCAGGUGAUCAUCUCCAUUCAGGACGGCAACGAUCCGCCCGAGUUCCAACAGGGCUUUUACGAUGCCAGCGUGUCGGAGGGCGCCGUCCAUGGCACUCGUGUCGUCACCGUUCGCGCGGUCGACAAGGACAUCAAGCCGCAGAACAAUCAAUUCUCAUACUCCAUCAUCGGCGGCAAUCAUGGCCAGGCGUUCAAGGUCGAUCCGCAGACCGGUGACAUCGAGACAGCGAAGCAGCUGGAUCGCGAAACCAUGCCCGCUUACGAUCUGACGAUCGGUGCGAUCGACACCGGCUCGCCGCCACAGACCGGCACCGCGACGGUGCACAUCGACCUGCUAGACGUCAAUGACAACGGACCAGUCUUCGAUCCGCCAGAAGUGAUCGGUUACGUCAGCGAGAAUGAACCGGCCGGAACCAUUGUGAUGACUUUGAGCGCGACCGAUCCCGAUCUGCCGCCCAACGGUGCACCGUUCACGUACAAAUUGAUUGGCGGAAGGCAAAGCGACGUGGUCACCUUGGACAAGCAUUCUGGCAUGCUGAGAACCACCAAGAGUCUUGACAGAGAAACGAUGCCGCAAUUGGAUCUCGUGGUUGAGGUGGAGGACUCGGGCGUACCGCGGAUGAAGAGUGAGCACACUAUCACCGUGAUUGUCACCGAUCAGAAUGAUAGUCCGUCCGCUCCGAGAUCGGUCCAUGUGAUAGUGCACUCUUUCAACGGCAAGACACCGCUGGGAAAGAUCGCCGACGUUCAUCCAAAUGACCCGGACAUCACCGGGUCUUACUCUUGCAAGAUACUUCAGGGCUCGAAUUCGCGUGUGCUCAGCAUCCCCGCCGCCUGUAAUCUACACACUAACAAGAUUACACCAGAAAUUGGUUACUCACUGAGCGUCUCCGGUAACGACGGACGACAUCCCGACGUGCUCUCCAAAGUCACGCUCGAAUUCCUGCUUUUCUCGAAUGCCACAAUCGAAAACAGCAUAACUCUGCAAAUUUCCAAAAUGACCGCAAAAGAUUUUCUCAGUCAAUAUUACCGAGCACUUCUGGAUCUUCUGCAGGAGAAGAUCGAUAUUGGCGACACACUCACUAUUUUCAGCAUCGGUGAGGAUGGACAGAAUGUGAAUGUCUACUUGGCAGUGGAAUCUCCGCAAGGAUAUCGUCCAAAGAACGAAGUGGCCGAUCUAUUGAUACGCAAUCGGGACCAAAUCCAGAUACUACUCGAAAAUAACAUGUUCAUCAUCGGUUAUUCUCCGUGCACGCACAUGCCAUGCGAAAAUGGUGGCAACUGCAGUGAUCGACUGGCCAUAUAUGACGAUGCCAGAAUCACCGACAGCCAGGCACUGAUUCUGACAUCGCCUAGAAUGAUGCACGAAAUGAUUUGCAAAUGCCGGGAUGGCUUCAUCGGUGACAAAUGUGAGAAAAGGCAGGAUCCGUGUUCGCCAAAUCCUUGCUUGCUGGGAGGACAAUGCCGACGUUUGGGACAUGAUUUUCAAUGCGCUUGUCCCAUCGAUCGCGAUGGCAAACUGUGCGAGCUCGAGAGAGGCGAUGCAUGUGCCAGCAAUCCGUGUCGAAACGGCGGAUCGUGCAGAAAUAGCCCAGAUAGCUUCAGCUUUUUCUGCCUCUGCCGAGCAGGCUACAGGGGUAAUCACUGCGAGGCAGUCACCGACUCUUGUCGACCGAAUCCUUGCUUAUACGGUGGUUUAUGCGUUGGAGAGAAACCUGGAUAUCGAUGCAGCUGUCCCGAAGGUCGUUAUGGUCGACAUUGCGAGCGCUCGACCUUCGGCUUCGAUGAGCUGUCGUUCAUGGCAUUCCCAGCACUGGACUCUAAUACGAACGACAUCACCAUCGUGUUCGCGACCACAAAGCCGGAUGCUUUACUGCUGUACAAUUAUGCACCGCAAACAGGCGGCCGUUCAGACUUUGUAGUGUUGGAGUUGAUUGGUGGCCGAGUGGUCUUCUCAUACGGCGGUGCAAGAAGCGCGAUCACUACUGUCGUCAUCAAGACCGAGAAACCGGUAUCGGACGGCGAGUGGCGCAAGGUCACCGCUACCAGAAAUGGAAGGGUCGUCUCGCUCAGCGUCUCCGUUUGCAGGGAACACGGCGAUGUCUGCGACGAUUGUAGACCUGGCGAUGGUACUUGCUACGCAGACGACGUGGGCCCAACUGGGACUCUAAACUUCAACAAUAAUCCUCUCCUACUGGGUGGUCUAGAGAACGCCGAUCCUGUGCUAGAACGUCCGGACCAAGUGCAUUCCGACGAUUUUGUGGGUUGCAUUCAUUCGGUAGCGAUAAACGGAAGGGCUUUGAAUUUAACGAAUCCGCUUGCGUCACGGGGCGUGAAAUCCACAUGCAUCAAAUCUCAGCGAAGUCCUUGCCUAAGAGACGAAAAGGAUACCGUUUCCGUUUGCGGUGCGGACGCGCGAUGUUACGACAAGUGGCACCAAGUGAUAUGUCAAUGCGGAUCUCUGACAGCGCCCAAUUGUCACAAUGCCUUGGAACCCGUCACAUUGAGCGAGGGAGGAUUUAUCGAAUUUAAGAUUUCGGAGAAACACAAAAGGAUGCAAUUGUUGGAGUACCUCUAUGGUGGCUCGACAAUAUGGCAAACGAAUCGCAUUAGACGCGAUCUUAUCGAUGACACGAGCUUUAUAACAAAUUCUUCUCCAUUUAAAACGAUUGGUCUAAUGUUUAGAACCGUAAAACCUGAUGGUAUCUUGAUAUAUGCUGCCACUAAUAAGCAUUUUACAUCUGUAGAGCUUCGUAAUGGUCAGCUGAUUUACACUUCUCUGCUCGGAUCACCGGUGAACAUGUCAAUCAACAUUGAGCGCGGACUUGCCGAUGGACACUGGCAUAAUCUGACUCUCCAUGCCUACACCGGAGGAUUAAGACUGUUGGUCGACGGUGUCGUGACAGGUGACGAGUUGGAUUCGGCGGGUGUUCACGAUUUUCUCGAUCCCUACUUGUCUGUCCUGUCGAUCGGCGGAGUUAAUCGGGAUUUCUAUUACGUUCAUAACGCUGAUGUUAAGAGCUUCGAGGGUUGUUUAGCUAACUUUACCAUCAACAACGAAGUACAGCCGUUCAACGGCUCCGGUUCCAUCUUUAAAGAUGCGCUGUAUCAUGGUAAAGUAAAUACCGGGUGCAGAGGACCGAUCGGCAUCAGUGCCGCUGCAACCGCGGAUCCCCUCAGCAUCGGCAUCACCCUAGUCAUCGUCUUCUUCGUCAUUCUGCUGAUCGCCAUGCUAGUGAGCUUUAUAGUAUUCCGAUUGCGCCGGCAGAACAAGGAGAAGUCGGCGCCAUCAGUUGUCAACAAGAAUACGAACUCUAUCAUGACCGGUAAUUCGCUGGUCGGCGCCGGAAAUGACAAUCUCAUGUCCCGACAUGAAAACACGUACAUCUCGGAUACAUCGGAUCUGCGUGGCGUGGGUCAUAUGGGGCCCGAGCUAAUCUCGAAAAAAUAUAAGGAGCGUGAGAUCAAUGCUACUACCGAGCAUCGACCGCAACGACCCGACAUCAUCGAGCGAGAGGUCACCAAGUCACCGCCUAUUCGUGACGAACAUCCGCCACUGCCACCUCCCGCUCAGACCUCCUUACACUCGCAUGAGCAUAAUCCGGAACCCGACAUCCCAGAACACUAUGACUUGGAGAACGCCAGCUCAAUCGCCCCCAGCGACAUUGAUAUCGUAUAUCAUUAUAAGGGUUAUCGCGAUGGCAUGAGAAAGUAUAAAGCCACUCCGCCUCCUUUAGGUAAUUAUAGCAAUCAUCAUAAACACACGGGACAACAGCACCGUCAUACCGGGCCAUUUCCACCGAGAGCUAUGCCGCCGCCCAACGUGAACCAACCACCUGGACCGGCGCCGAAAUUACUCCAGAGUACCCCGUUAGCGAGAUUGUCGCCCAGCAGUGAGUUAUCCGCUCAACAACCACGGAUUCUUACGCUUCAUGACAUCAGCGGGAAGCCACUGCAAAGCGCAUUGCUAGCCACCACAUCCUCAUCCGGUGGUGUCGGCAAAGACGCGUUGAAUUCCAACAGCGAGAGGAGUCUAAACUCCCCAAUCAUGAGCCAGCUGUCGGGCUCGACCGCCAGCAGGAAGGCUCCGCAAUCCAACAAUGAGAAUUCGGUAAACAACGUGUCAUCGGGCCCGAUGGGUCUCACUGCAGAAGAGAUCGAGCGACUGAAUUCUCGCCCGAGAACGUCUAGUCUAGUGUCCACCCUGGACGCCGUGAGCUCGUCCAGCGAAGCGAGGGGACCACCAGCUCAUGGACCUUUGCACCAUCAUCGACGUCAUACGCCGCCCGCGGAGAGACUCGAGCGACGAAACUCAUCGACCACCGACGAAAGUGGCAACGACAGCUUCACGUGCUCGGAGAUCGAAUAUGAUAACGGCUCGCUGGUAGGUGACAAGCGGUCCGACAACCUGUUCGCCAAACAGGACGACCAGGGGAGCGGACCUCAGAGUAGCAGGAACAACGAGUCGUCGCAGUCGACGAAACCACCGUUGCCACCGAAUGUUGUCGGCAACUAUGACGGCUUUGACAGCUCAUUCCGCGGCUCCCUUAGCACUCUCGUUGCCUCGGACGAUGAUCUGUCGACUCAUAUGGGUGGUCUCCUUUAUGGCAGUCAUCCUAACAACGGUUCGCCCACCACCACUACCACUACCAUCACCACCGCCGCCGAGGACGCCCUUAGCUGGGACUACCUGCUCAAUUGGAGACCCAACUUCGAGAGUCUUGUCGGUGUCUUCAUCGACAUCGCCGAAUUACCGGACAGCACCAGCCGAGUACCUAGAUUACCGGCGAACAUCGCCAAACCAUCCGAGGAAUACGUUUGAAACAAUUGUGUCCCACGGACGGUGCCAAGACAAUUUAGUGACUAGUUUAGUGAUCUUGAAAAUUGUUUCGGAGAAGAUUGUAAAGAUUAUAAAGAUUCUUUUUCUCUGAAAAAAACGGCGAACUCUACAGCAUAGAAAUGUUGUCGAAUUGUUUAAUUGACUAGUAGACAUUUGUAAAACGAUAGUAUAUAUAUAUAAAUCGCGACAUCCACGGGUUUUGGAUGAUCGUAAUCCUGAGUCAUGCGAGAACGUGUUUAAGAAAGGUGCCGAUUUUAAAACGUAGAGUCUAAGUAUUGUUGGUGAAAAAUCGUUGCAACAUUAUAAAUGUUGCAACGAGGUGCCGCGCCAAAGGCGCGACCAUCUUGCCAUAAAAUGUAAUUUUUUUUCAAAAAAAAGAGUGAGAGAGAGUGAGUGUGUGAGAGAGAGUGAGUGAGAGAGAGAGCAGGACUCGUUAUUUUUCAUCGUACUCUUUAUUUCACGAAUUUUUGUAAAUAUUGAAUAAUACGUUUCUAAUCAAAACGACUCGCUCGCGAAAUGCUUAUAUAUUCGGUCGAACAUAAAAUUUCUUUUGCGACUGAUGAUCGAUUAAUAUCGAUCACUUAAACAAUUGAGAUUAAAAUUAAUAUUAUUUAAUAUUAAUAUUAAAAUUACGCAAUCGUGCAAUAUUAAUAUUAUUAAUAAUAUUAGUUUUGAUUAAAUUAUUUAAUAUUGAUGCUCAAUUCGCACGUUGCGGGAAACUUAUUUCUAUUUUAUGCAUUUCAAACGGUAUCAUAGCGGUAUUAAAUACGAUCACGCGAAUUUACGUUGAAUGUCAUUUUAAUUAUGAGGUGGAAAAAUGUGCGACUAGAAAUAUCGAGAUAAUCUAAUUAACUAGCGACUUCUGUAUAUAUCCUAAACAGCCAUGCCAGAUAUACACUCGAUACAGUCGCACAGGUCAUAAUUAUUGGUUGAAUGGCUAAAUGUAUGCAUGCGUAUGUGUGUGCGUGGCAUAUAAAUGCUCUUACCUCACAGUAGUAUUUAAAUCAGAAAUUAAAACCGGUAUACGUUCCUAUUUAUUAAGAUUGCAACAUGAGAAAUCUUGGAAAUAUAUAAUUG